UCUUUCUUAUCCCCACCGGACCAUGUGCAGAAUGUACAUUCAAUAAACGAAUAAACGAAUAAAUUCGGCCAACUCCGCUACAAAGCAGCUAAGCGAAAACCUAACAGGCUCCGACCAAUUUCUUAACUACUCCUUUCCAAACUUUCAACGGCCCCCAAACCCAGAAUAAAACCCCAAAUUCUCCCUGCCAAAUGAAUGAACCCGGAAUGCCACACAUGCUCCAACGCGGAUGCGCAAUGAGAGGACAAAGCCGGAAAGCGACGAUGGAUGAAAGGGAUGUGCCCUAAAUACCACAAAUUCGCCCCAUGAGGCCAAAAUUGAGAGUCGUGAGAAGAACACUGAGGGGAAAACAAAAAUGGAAUGAAGUCAAUGAUCCGCAUUCAAUUUUCCACCACGUGCGUGGGAAUUGGUCAUUGACAGAGUUGAGUCGUCAAAGCAACAACAAGAUGGCACAACGUCUCAAACAGACAUCUCAACUUUCUCUUCACACCGGGAGUCUUGCUCCUCAAGCGAGAGCAACUGACGCGCGAUCCAAGGCCGUACACUUGCCCGAAAUUCUUAUAUACGUGUUUCAAGAAUGCGACAAACGCACCCUGACAUCCUGCGCAAGGGUCUGCAAAACGUGGAACACGUAUUCUGUUCGCCCUCUUUGGAAAAAUAUUAAUGCGCAGCAGGCAAUCUUUAGGCCGCUAUGGCCAAAUCGUUGGAGCACCGAAGAACACUCCCUGCUGAGAGGCAUCCUUCGUUGCGCCGAAUGGACGGAGCAACUUCACAUAAAUAUUACCGAGGAGCACCUCAACGGCCCUCCUCAGCUUUGGGCCGUGCGAUACAAGACGGUGGCAGAAUUCAUCCUGAUCGCGCCCCUCUUUCGCCAACCACACUUUCCACGCCUUACUGAAUUGAUUUAUGACUGCCAUUCAUCCGCUCUGCGGGCUCUCCCUUACUGGCUUUCACCAGGACUACUCAAACUCGAGCUGCGGGUGAACGAAACGGAUGAUUUAGCCUCCUUGAUCCUUCGAACAUUGCAUGAGCACACCCCUCGUUUGACUUCCUUGAGUGUUUGCUUCGGCGACGUGUCCAUUGACCCCGCUUCCUACGAUCUGUCUUCCAUGUUAAAUGCCCUCACUCAGUUGGAAGUCUUUAAAGCUCACCCGUCCCUAAUUUUUAAGCCCUUCAUGUGGAAAGAGCUGGCCUCAUUACCAAAUCUCAGAUUGAUGGAAACCCGCUACCGGUUCGAGCACCUACCGAAGGAGAGGUACUGGCAUGUGGGUACCCUGGAGGAUGUGGAUGAUCCAUUCCCGACUCUGGAGUGUAUAGACGGGAAGAUCCCACAGGACUUGGUACCCGAGGUCUUUGGAAUGCGAGGAAUCUUCAAACUGCGCCAUCUAAAAAUAUGGGUACUGGAUGCCCCUUCCGAGCUAACGAUUCAAACGAUCUUUCAAACGAUACCGGCUUAUUACAACCAACUUGAAACGUUUUCGGUUAAGCUGUCAGCUUGGGAAUCCCCUCGCCAUGAUUUGACUACCUUUGUAUUCGAGCACCUCAAGACAUUCUCGCUCUGGACACCAAAGUCCUUCGUCAUCGCGCCCGAUGCGUUCGUCGAGUUCACUCAGCGUCAUCCUAGUCUUCUUUCCUUGACAUUGGACUGUGAGGAAUGGAGCACGGAAACUGGCAUUACCCCCGACGUUGUAUCCCGCAUCCUCGAGGCUUGUCCGUCCCUCAGAUUGUUGCAGAUAGGUUUGCAGGGUAAGCGUUACGCGAUGCGGCUCAUUGAUAAGGAAAUACAAAAGUUGCGUGCUGAACACGGCUUGCAACUCGAUGUCAAACAAGCGUAAGUUGGUGGUAAUGGGAGUUGGAAGAGGGUGCUGCUCUUCAGGAGAACUGAUGACGUCGUCUGCGUGCAACAAUCAUACCUGGAAUCUCCUUCAUCCACCCCCUACUUCGAUACCCCGUAGCCCCCACCAACUUUCCAUG
Molecule: messenger RNA, 1974 nt
Organism: Cantharellus anzutake
Lineage: Eukaryota; Fungi; Basidiomycota; Agaricomycetes; Cantharellales; Hydnaceae
Exons: 3
Coding region: 306-1835 (509 amino acids)
Molecular function (GO): protein binding
Source: RefSeq, a predicted model, not a curated record